Molecule: messenger RNA, 1485 nt
Organism: Alternaria atra
Lineage: Eukaryota; Fungi; Ascomycota; Dothideomycetes; Pleosporales; Pleosporaceae
Exons: 5
Coding region: 1-1485 (494 amino acids)
Biological process (GO): regulation of transcription by RNA polymerase II; DNA-templated transcription
Cellular component (GO): chromatin
Molecular function (GO): DNA-binding transcription factor activity, RNA polymerase II-specific; RNA polymerase II cis-regulatory region sequence-specific DNA binding; zinc ion binding
Source: RefSeq, a predicted model, not a curated record
AUGAAGCGACACAUUUUGAGACCUCGCUCAGCGUCACAUGCAGAAGUGCUGUGCGCAAGACCACAAGGUUAUCUUGCCUACCUUGAAGCGUGGCAGAAAGCGCCAUUCCUUGGCACAGCAUGCACCUACGAACGGCUGGACCACGCCUCUUCACCUGCCACACCACACUCCGAGGUCGAAGUGGGCUCCAGCCACAGUCAGGCCGGCGACACAGGAGCCAGUGUUAGUGGGCAACGUGGAGGAAUAUCAAUCGAUUUUCUCCUAAACUUCACAAACCCAUCAGGCUAUCGUCCGUCUGCAACGAUUGCCGCAGAAGCUGCCGAGCUUGAUGAUCCAGAUGGCGAAGCACACACACAGCUAAAUCUGGAAGACCAACAUAUGGCUCACGACCAGGGGUUCUUCGAUCUUGCUGACGUUCCCUCUGUGUUCUUUGGCUUCCCAUUACUGAUGUCAGGCAAGGAUUUCGAGUAUAUAUCUCCGAUAAUAAGCGGUAGUCUAACGCCAGAGCUGGAAGACGCUUACGCUUUGGAAGUCCGUGUGAGAGAACUGAUACACCAACUAUCUACUCAUUACAACUCGAUGUUGGAACGAAAUGCCGAUGUCCAGCCCACUUUCGACAUCCAACUUGCGGAAGCCGUCUUCACAGUGGGUAAUGUGAGACACUUCGUUUGGGCUUUCUUCCGCUAUUUCCACUAUUCGUUUCCCAUACUGCACAAGCCAACAUUCGACAUACAAACAGCAUCACUUCCGCUCUUACUGGUACUCGUUCUUUUUGGGUCAAUGUCUUCUGAUAACUCGGAUAGCUCCAUCGCGAUACGGCAAUUCUCCUAUGUUGCGGAAACAUACAUAUUCGAUCAGUUGGACUCUCGGCAAAUGCUACAGCUCCCUCUUCCGGCCUCCAUUGGAAACGAGGAGCUUGAAUUGCUCCAAGCAGGUCUAUUGUUCUUGGUGUUUUUGAACAACACCAAUGACCUUGUUACACGGCGGCGAAUGCGACUCCGGAGAGUUCCAACACUAAUUGCCGCUGUGCGAGCUUCGGGGUUGUUUGCGUACCAGCGACGACACUUGAUCAUGGGCCAAGACGUAUAUGACUGGCGAGGAUUCAUCUUUGAUGAGAUACGAUUAAGAGCGGGCAUAUGGACAUACAUAUUCGACGCAACUUUAUCAGUGUUCUUCAACAACCCUCCACAAGUCGCUAUCGCUGAGAUGACGGGCAAUCCCCCAUGUGAUGAGGAUCUCUUCAAAGCUGAGUCAGCCGUAGACUUCGAGCGUGCAGCCUCACUUGUACCUCCGAGACCCCGAGUUAAUACGCUGCCCGAACUCAUAUCGCGCCUUCUUUUUGGACCUCCCUGCCGACCUAACGACAAGGAACACGAGCGAAUCUCACCGACAGAAAUGCUAAUACUCAUUUGCGGUUCGUCGUCUCUUUACCCCCACUACAAGACUAUAGCUGACCAAUCGCAGCGUUACUAUCUCUUGUUAUGA